AUGUCCAACGGAACGCCGUCCUCAACAUCAUUGAAGAUCACCAUAAAACGACCGCCAUCAGCGCCGUCUAACCCUCCCCCUGCUGGGAACUCUCCCGCUCCUGCCUCCGACAAGAAGCGCAAACGCGUAGCAGAGGACGAUGGUGCGGAAAACGGGGACACGCCACCGGUCAAGCGCUCUACACGCGAUGGUGAGACCCGUCGAGCCAAACGUCAGUCAGCGAGGAUUCAGUGGACUCCCUCGCCUCCUGGAGAGGACAUAGAAGAACAAAUUACAAGCAAGGGAAAGCGGCGGAGGAAAGCGUACGAGGAAGAUGGAGACUAUGACCCGGAUCGUCUCUCCCCAGCUGGAUCAGCGGUCCUUGAUGUCGAAGGCGGGGUGGACGAGGAACCGCCUAGGAAGAAGCCUGCUAUCGAUCCUCCUGUUUCGUCUACGCCGAGUGGGAGAUCGAAGCGAAAGUCGAAGCCGACCGCGAAGGUGCCAACGUGGAUUGAUGACGACGAAGACGACUUGACACCACCACCACCGACACCACCACCGCGAAAUCCUAAGCCCGCUAAAGGUCGAGGGAGGACAUCGAAUGCUGCUCCUAUUACUGCCAGAGAUCAGAGGAAGCUGCCGGUGGGGAAUGUCAGCCAAGGGGAAACUGCUGUAGAUGCGGUCUCCGGAACAAACACAACGGACGCCAUAGCGCCAGUUCCCCCGACGGCACCGGCCGACCCACCCAAACCCAAGUUGCCUCCUAUUAAGAAGAAGUCGAUGAUGGGAGGCACUCCUACGACGAAUGGCGCCUCGUUGCCUGGGCGAGAUGAGACGAAGACACCUGUGUCCACGACGAAGGCGAAUGACAUGUACAAUCAACUAUUUUCGGGUACCAGCAGUCGAGCACAGAAAGAUCGUGAACGGCAGGACGCCCGACGUCAAGAAUUAGAAGGUAUGAGAACAGACGCACGCAUCGAGCGGGAACUGGAAGCCAAGAACACAUUUGACAUGCUCGCGCAUAGUGCGGCCAUGAAUCGCUUCGAGAGUCGAUUGCGGGACCGACGCAACUGGCCCAGUCCCUCCCAAAUCGGAUCUGCGUUCUUGAUGCUAAAGCGGUAUCGGCCUGAUCUGCCGGACACGACGAAGACUUGAUGUAUAUGACAAAUGUAAAGGACCGGCAUGUUGAUGAGAGUUGAGCAGUGAGAAGUGGUCGCCGAUCAAAGGUGCAUUGAGCCAUGUAUGUUAUCAAUCCCCUUUGGCACGAGAUUUUAGAUCGAGGUGGUAUUCUGGAACCGAUACCCUCUGAGCAUUUGAAGUUGGUUG
This is a messenger RNA of Dacryopinax primogenitus, 1305 nucleotides long. RefSeq lists its product as uncharacterized. NCBI's taxonomy places the organism in Eukaryota, Fungi, Basidiomycota, Dacrymycetes, Dacrymycetales, Dacrymycetaceae. The transcript is spliced from 5 exons. Bases 1 to 1134 code for a protein of 377 amino acids. The record is from RefSeq and is a predicted model, not a curated record.